AUGGGCAAGAGAUGGGUUAUGGAGAUGAGCCCCCAAGAAGCACGUAGAUUCAAGCUCCGACGCCACAACAGCAGGCCCAAGACGCGUCUGGACAAUCUCCCCGAGGAUGUGAUACAAAAGAUACUAUCGCGCUUGCCUCUAAAGGAGGUGGUGCAGAUAAGCACACUGUCGAGUGGGUGGAGACAUGUCUGGAGGUACCACCCAGAUCUAAUCUUCAGUGUUGAAAAAUUGUUUGAUGGCAAGGACAAGGGGGACCAAGAAUUUGUUACUAGUGUCAAUGAUAUCCUGAAGGAUCACUACUGUACUGCUGUGAACAAGUUUAAGGUGAAUUAUGGACUCUCUGAAGAACACGGUGAUGAUCUUGAUGGAUGGCUCAGUUUUGCUGUUCUAUCGAAGGCAAAGAACGUUGUUCUUGAUCUACGCCCUCCACCCAAAUGCCCGGACGAUGUCUACAACUUCCCUCUGCAUCUUUUUGAUGAUCGAAACAGCUCAUGUGUGCUGUCUCUCCGACUUGUCUUAGUGUGCCUAAGGCCAGCUCUGAAUUUCUGUGGCUUUGCAAACCUUCGAUCACUCAAAUUGCAUAGGGUUUAUGUAUCGAAGGGCCUCCAUUGCAUGCUCCCACACUGUGCUGUCCUUGAGUGGUUAAGUCUAACAGACUGUUUCAUGCCUUCCUUCACCAUGUCUGAGCCACUAGACCACCUGCAGUAUGCUUGUAUUCAGAAUUGCAGCCUACAAAGCAUGGAACUGCAUGCACCAAAUCUCACAGUAUUCAAUUAUUCAGAGCAGGAUGUGCCGAUUGUGCUUGGCAAAUUCCACAAGCUGACAAAGGCAAAAAUUGAAGUAUUAUCAGAUUCUGACAAUCUAGACUACACUUUUAGUCAUCUUGUUCGGGCUAUGUCUAAUGUGGAGGAAAUCUCCCUUAGAAUUCAUAUCGAAAAUGAGGCACGACAGUUCAUGACAGACAGCCGGUGUGAUUUUAUUAAUCUGAGGCAUCUCAGUAUAGAGGUUUUGGUGGACGGAGAUCCAGGUUGUUCAAGUGGGAUUCUUCGUUUGGCUUCUCUAUUGGAACUAACUCCCUCUCUUGAAGUGUUCAAUUUGCAUCAACUUUUUAGUCUCGUAGCCCUCCCUGGCAGUGGAUCGAGGGCGCCCGUGCGCGUCGUCGAGAAGGCGAUGCAGCGGGUCGAUAGCCAAUAUGGACAGGAUGGGCGACAGGGGUGUGAUGCUAAAAAUAAGAAAGAUUUCAAAGUCUAG
This is a messenger RNA of Triticum turgidum subsp. durum (durum wheat), 1251 nucleotides long. The record is from the annotation of a GenBank genome assembly. NCBI's taxonomy places the organism in Eukaryota, Viridiplantae, Streptophyta, Magnoliopsida, Poales, Poaceae.